AUGGCAGGCCGAGUUCAACACAGCCAAGCAAAUCAGAUACCUUUCAAACACAUCGACGACCGACUUCUUCUGGCAGGAUUGGAAACCAAAUGGGACUCCUCUGACCGCUUGGCUGUGCCGAGUUUGAGCAUACCUAAGCCUGGCAUGUAUGAUCGAUCACCGCUUAGCCCAUGCCCCUCAUUUACUUCGCGAGCAAGUCCAACAAUGAGUUCACCCACCACGACUGAAUCGAAGUAUAACAAGCCGCUUCCCCCAGUUCCUCAUCCAAAAGAGAAACACCUUCAGCCCUUACAUCAAUCAGGCUCACCCGCCUACGAUUCCAGGCUCAACGGCACCUCGACCUACAACACCGCAACCGCCGAUGGCACCUCGGCCCUUUACUCCGCGAUCCAUGACCCCUCAACCAUCACUGGCCAGAUCAAUGACUCCACAACCCUUGAACAUGCGACCUAUGACUCCUCAGCCAUUGAACACCCGGCCCAUGACCCCUCAGCCUUCAAUGGGGCGACCAACAACCCCCAAGGCAUUGAAUCCACGGCCCCUGACACCUGGACGCCGCGUCCUGAUGGCCAGCGCUCAUUGAACCCCGAAUUCUCCUUAGCCGCCGCUGCAGCAUUAGAAGCAUAUCCGAACGAACCUUCAUGGCCACAACACGUCGAUUCUCAGCCCGAAACAGGUCUCUUUCCUCCGUACAGUGCUGAGAAAUCAGGUCUCUUUCCUCCGUAUAACCCCAAUGCCGCCGCAUCAGCUCCAACCCGAUCUGACGGCCAAUCCAAGCUACUAUCAAAGAAGCCAUCAGAGCAAAGACUAUCCUCCAAGGACGAAGGGGAAGAAAAACCUUUGUGGCGGACGCUGAAAGCCGGAGUACGACGCGUUCUCACUACUAAAGCAUCAUCUUCCAACUCGAAGAAGUCCAGGUCCCAGAAUGACAGAAGAGCAUCCAUCAUAUUUCGCAUGUCGACAAGCCCGCAAAAACAACAAGAACCUGGGGUCCAGCAGCAUGAUUGGAUGCAGAAUGAAGAGAAGGAGGAUGAAGAGCGAUAUCAAGACGCAGUCACCCGCAUGAAGAAUGUGCUUGCCAGUCUAUUAGAGGACGGCUACUCGAUGGAUGUGAUCCUCCAAGCUGAAGCGAAUCAAAAAUUUCUGCGAUCCCUCUUCUUACGGGUCCAAAACGAUCCUCUUCUCGGCUUGGACAUUGCUCCGCCAGCUCCUCCAGCUCUACCCCCGCCUCCUCACCUAAACCAUCAUAAUUACUCUCAUUCCGCCAGUCCUCUUUCGCCUGCUCCUACCGCUCCUCUGCCUCCCCUUCCUUUCUCAUCGGCUCAUCCUCCCUCCACCCCCGCUUCCCCCGCUCCGACCUCCAAAACCCGCAAGACAGGGUUUGGAGAUGAGGAUGCGUGGGAAUAUGUUGGCUACGAAGACGACGCAACGAUGCAGGAUGAUGGACCCUCAGUACACUUCUUCAACAUUGCUGACGAUAAAUCGGACACAUCCAGCAACUACCCACGCUACACAAAAAUGAUGGCGGAGAUCGAAGACGACCUCACCAAAGCAUUCCCGCCGACCCGAUGGAGUCUUACCAAGCCUGGUCUGGAGGACAUGACCCUCCAAAUACUCCUGCAGAUCGACGAUCUGGACGAUCUCUUUGCCUUCGCCCAGGUCAGCCGCGCCACCUACCACGUCUUCAAGCGGCAUGAAUUGCCUCUGAUGCAGAAUACCAUCCGUCAUAAAUCGCCCGCAGCAUGGGAGCACCGCCAAAUGAGCGAUAUCAACUCGCAGGAAUCCUCUUCCGAAGAAUUCUUCACGGCGGCCAUCUACUACCGCCACUAUACCCGGGACCAGCGCACGCUCGCGACCCUCAAGGGCCUGAUGAUGACCCAUUGCCGCGCCGUCAUGCGCUCAGCCUCCUACACUGCGCUCUCCCGACCCUCCAGCCCGGCGGCCCGCAAGAUCGACAACGCCAUCUGGCGCGUCUGGACCUUCUGCCACCUGUUCGGCAUGCAGACGGGCCGCGAGAACGACAUCGACGGCCAGGUCGGCUGGCUGCGCGGCGAGAUGCGCUCCCCCUUCCAGCCGUGCCCGGACCCCAACGACGUCUGCAGCAUCCUGUUCGACCCGCCCCCCGGCUUUGGCGAGGGCAACCCCGGCGGUCUUUCGGUGACCGACAUGCAGGACAUGGACGAGGUGUGGACGUGUCUGAAAUACAUGUUCGGGUUCCUGCGCGGCGAGACGGAGCGCGCCCGCCGCUUCGGCGUCUUCGCCAAUGCCGGCAGCGGCGGCGGGGGCGCCUCCUCGGACAACGACAAGAAGAAUCAGGGCAUGAUCGUGCUGCAUGAGUGGGUCUACUACCUCAUGACUCUCGGCCCCGGGGCGGUCGUUGAGUUGGCGCCCCUGGGCCCGGAUACGCAUGCGGAGACGACGUUCCAGCGCGCCAUGUCUCGUGGGUGGACGAAGUGGUCGGCUCCGCGGCCGGGCGCGACAAGGAGUGCCUUCUUGACUGAUGCGUUGGGGAGGGUGUCUGGGGGACUACGACGAUUGGAGGAGCUGCAGAGGGAACUGUGGUAUAAUUACUUGUGA
Messenger RNA from Aspergillus homomorphus CBS 101889, 2577 nucleotides. RefSeq lists its product as uncharacterized. The coding region runs from base 1 to 2577 and encodes 858 amino acids. NCBI's taxonomy places the organism in Eukaryota, Fungi, Ascomycota, Eurotiomycetes, Eurotiales, Aspergillaceae. The record is from RefSeq and is a predicted model, not a curated record. The transcript has 4 exons.